Messenger RNA from Mizuhopecten yessoensis (Yesso scallop), 1308 nucleotides. RefSeq names its product probable RNA-binding protein 18. The transcript has 6 exons. The coding region runs from base 98 to 712 and encodes 204 amino acids. The record is from RefSeq and is a predicted model, not a curated record. Gene Ontology annotation, molecular function: RNA binding. Lineage: Eukaryota; Metazoa; Mollusca; Bivalvia; Pectinida; Pectinidae.
AAUUCAAAAUGGCGACAUGAGAGGAAAUGGGAAUAUCCCUUUUCACAAAUUAAAGUCUGCAUUUUACCCCACUUGAAGGCAGUCAGUAUUCCGUCCAAUGGCGUUUGGGGGUCUGAGUACAGUACAGGACAAGAUUACUGUACCCAACGACCCCUACAGUGAUGCCACUGAUGAUUGCAGAGUAUGGCUUGGUAACCUUGAUUCACGACUAACAGAGUUUUCCCUGUUGAAAGUUUUACAGAAGUAUGGCUCUCUGAAGAGAUUUGACUUCCUGCUCCACAAGUCCGGGCCUGAUGUAGGCAAACCUCGUGGAUAUUGUUUUGUCAGCUACCAGCACAGAAAGGAUGCUGAGCGGGCAGUGAAAGGUCUCAAUGGGAAACAGGCCUUGUCUAAACGGAUGAUUGUUAAAUGGGCUCAUGCUGAGAAACAUGAAGUGGAGCCUGUCACUAGACUCAGUGUUAAGAAAGAUCCUGUCACAUUCGUCACAAAAGAGGACAACCACAGUCCUGAGAGCACAAUAAAAGCCAUUGAGGAGAAGCUCAGAAAUAUGGAGGAGACACGAGAUGACUUUACCAUGUCUACAAAGCCAGCUGCUCUCCCUGGCACUAAUCAACUCAGCGCAAUCCACCAACAUGCCAAACAAGUCACCACACGUAAACCGCGCUCACACCAUCAACCUUACACAAACAAUAGACACGGACGAAGACGGUGAAACAUGGCUAAGAUCACUGUUUGAAACCGUCAUCUUGUUAUAGUCAUUUUGUGUGUUCUGGUUCUCAUCUCCUACUAUGAAGUCAUAAAAUCAUUGAAAUGUUGAAAAUCCAUAGCAGCUGUUAACAGGGUGAUGUAUGACUGUCACCUCUGGAAGUGGGUUGAUAGAAGAUGUUCUGUAAUAGAUAUAAAUUGUGCGUAUAAAAUCAGAGAUGUAAACACAUUGUGUUCAACACUUUGUGUCUAUUAAGUGACCUCAACAGUCACAAUGACAGAGGCAGAGCCAUGAAGUAUCCAUGGUAACAACAGUAGAGACAGUCGGUUAAAGUCACCAUGUGAGAUACAGUAAGUUGAGGUUUUAUCAUGGUAGACAGAUACUGUGUGUCAAGGUAGUUCAUUGUGGUUGCCAUGGUAUAUAAGGUAUGCAGAGGUUACAAUCUGGUACAAUCUGGUGUUACCAUGGUACAUACAAUGUGUUGAUGUUACCCUGGUACAUAAAAUGUGUUGAUGUUACCCUGGUACAUAAAAUGUGUUGAUGUUACCCUGGUACAUCCAAUGUGUUGAUGUUACCCUGGUUCAUACAAUGUGUUGAUGUUA